Messenger RNA from Amorphotheca resinae ATCC 22711, 1751 nucleotides. RefSeq lists its product as hypothetical. Lineage: Eukaryota; Fungi; Ascomycota; Leotiomycetes; Helotiales; Amorphothecaceae. The transcript has 3 exons. Gene Ontology annotation, biological process: transcription initiation at RNA polymerase II promoter; transcription open complex formation at RNA polymerase II promoter. The record is from RefSeq and is a predicted model, not a curated record. Gene Ontology annotation, cellular component: transcription factor TFIIE complex. The coding region runs from base 223 to 1560 and encodes 445 amino acids.
CUCUAUUGUAAAAAAGACCUCACCCACUAUAUUGUUCUCGCAAUACAUUGCCGAGAUGAUGGUGGGCGUCCUUCGUUCUCCUUGAUACCACAUUUCUUUGUCCUCUUUGAUAUUUCCAGGCGUUCUUCGGACUCCCCCAACAAUCGCAUCGACGCCUUUGUUUUGCAACCAUAGAACCUCGACCCCUCGGGUUCCUCCUGACCUCUUCAAACAACCGCAAUAAUGGAGCUCGCUCAGCAGCUAGUGCGCUCUUGCGUGCGCUCAUUCUACGAUACGAAGCAUAUCCUAGUCGUCGAUGCGCUGGUGAUUCAUUCAGCUUUGCGCGACGACGAUAUGGCAUAUCUUAUGAGUAUGAACACAAAAGAGCUUCACAAGCUGUGUGGAAGAUUGAAGGAGGACCGGUUUCUUGCAGUUCAUACUCGUCCAGAGAUCAAAGAAGGCCAGCAGCGACCCUUGAACCGAACCUACUACUACAUAGACUACCGUGCAACCAUUGAUGCGAUCAAAUGGAGAGUCUACCUCAUUGACAAAGCCGUUCAAGGCACUACCGUACCCGCCGACGAAAGGAAAGAGUACUUCUGUCCCCGAUGUAAAUCUGAGUGGACAGUGAUGGAAGUUCUGGACAAAGUUGGCCCUCAGGGCUUUUUAUGUCAUAAGUGUGGAUACCUUCUGGAACACGACGUUGACAAUAAUCGAGGCGGGCACGAGCAGUCCACGAAGCUGAAUGCCCAAUUCAAGUUCAUCACCGACCUGCUCCCAGAGAUCGAUAAAGUCGUUAUCCCAGAAAAUACUUUCGAACAAGCCUUAGCGUCUGCUCGGAGAGUUGUUCGAGAUGCCACUAAUCCAGCGUAUGAAUCUGCACCGGUAGAUGUUUCAGCGGAGAAACCCACUGCAGUCCGGGGCAUGACAAAUGUUGGCCCAACCUCCAUUUCAGUCACUCUCACAACCUCUGAAGGCCCUACGGAGGCGGAUCUAGCCGCUGCACAGGCUCGCAAAGAAAAGAUCGCGGCUCAGAAUGCCAUGCCUCUUCAUUUCACCCAUAGUACUAUCACGGGAGAACAGGUUAAAUUCGGCUCGCAGCCUCUCUUCCAGUCUUCACAAUCUGUUGAACCCGACAAGAAAGACCUUGGUUUCGAUACUGCAUCUGCUGAUGGCGAUGUCGCCGAGAUCGACGAUUACUUUGCUCGACUCAAGGCUGAACAGGAAAAAGAAGCCGAACAAGAACAGGAUGAGGAGUAUGAGACUGAUGAAGAGGAAGAAGAGGACAUUGGUUUUGAGGAUGUUGUACCGAAUGGUACACGUUCCGAUGAGGCAACUCCAGCCAGUUCCUUCGGUGGAGCAGACGUUAAGCCAGCCUCUAUGACCUCGGGCCCGUCCGGGGUUUUGAAGAAGAGCGGCAGCGCUUCGGGCAGUGGAACCAGCACAGGCGUCACCAGUCCGGUAACAGGUCCGGAGACACCCACCGAUGAGAGGCCGGCGAAGAAGGUGAGGAUCGAGGAACCAGCUCCAAAGGAUGAGGAUGAGGAGAGUGAAGAAGAUGUAGAAUUUGAGGACGUUUAGUCCCUCCAAAAAAGACCAAGGUUGGAUUGCAUAGCUGGCGCUUUUGAUUCGAAAGAUGGCGUUGGGGAGAGGUCAGGUCAGCGGGGAAUAACAAGGAAUGUGUAAUCUAGAAAUUUGCCGCAGCUCAAGCUGCUCUAUAUUCAAGCGAAAAAAGAUAUUUGAAGUUUCAGGAUCGCUCCAGAAUAUUCAAG